AUGCCGAUUCGAAGCGAGUGGAGCCUUGCACGCGAGGGAAUCACCCGCGAUACCUUGGUCAACCUGCUCAAGCUAACGGCCUUUAAUCCUGCACUCACACUGCCAAUCUUUUUGCUCGCACGCUACACGCAGCAGGGCAAUUCGCUUGCAUCUGAGCACUCUAAUGCAUUUAAGCACUUGAAGACGCUGCUUGGCCUGGGAUUGUUCAAUACAGCCAGUACUUGGCUAAGCAACCGCGUCAUCAACAACUGGACUAGCGACAAGUAUGACUGGAAUCGCGAGGUUGUCGUUGUGACUGGUGGGAGUGAUGGAAUUGGCAAGAUUGUCGUGCAGCUGCUUGCUGAGAAGGGGAUUAAAGUCGCUGUGCUAGAUGUCCAGGACUUGACGUAUGAAGCACCCCCAUCCGUCAGCUUCUUCAAAUGCGAUCUCUCCUCCCCCAAAGCCAUUGCAGAAACCGCCUCUGCUAUCCGCGCCGCCCUCGGCAACCCCACCGUCCUCAUCAACAACGCUGGCGUUGCCCGCGGCAAAAACAUCCUCGAAUCCACGGAAAAAGAUAUCAACCUCACCUUCCGCGUCAACUCAAUGAGCCACUACUACCUCGCCCAGCAAUUCCUGCCCCACAUGAUCAACACCAACCACGGCAUGAUCGUCACCGUCGCCUCCAUCGCAGCCUACAUCCCCGCCCCCAAUAUGGUUGACUACUGCUCCUCCAAAGCCGCCGCCCUAACCUUCCACGAGGGCCUCUCCGCCGAACUCGUAAACACCUACAAGGCUCCCAAGGUCCGCACUGUGGCUGUCUGCCAGGGCUACACGCGCACCGCGCUCUUCGAGGGCUUCGAUCCGAGCGGUGCGCUAUACCCGGAGACGGUGGCUGAGUCGAUUGUUAAGGCGGUGCUGAGUGGAAAGAGUCAGCAUGUUGUUCUGCCCGAGAAUGUGUGGGGUGUCCUCCCGAAGCUCAGGGGACUGCCGCUUUGGAUGCAGUACGGGAUUAGGAAGAGGUUGGGCGGGUUGAUGAAGGAGUGGAAGGGACGACAGGUUGUGCAGCCGAGUGAGGUGGAGGAGGAUGGUCAGGAGAAGAAGGCAGAUGAUAGUACGGUGUUUGUGGGUAAGGAGUAG
This is a messenger RNA of Bipolaris sorokiniana ND90Pr, 1116 nucleotides long. RefSeq lists its product as uncharacterized. The transcript has 3 exons. Gene Ontology annotation, molecular function: oxidoreductase activity, acting on the CH-OH group of donors, NAD or NADP as acceptor. The record is from RefSeq and is a predicted model, not a curated record. Bases 1 to 1116 code for a protein of 371 amino acids. Lineage: Eukaryota; Fungi; Ascomycota; Dothideomycetes; Pleosporales; Pleosporaceae.